CUAUAUAAAGCUAUGCAACCGUUGAGGAACAGACAUUUCAAAAGUAGUGACUAUGAGAGCAGCAGCCAUCUCUACUCCAAGGCUGAACAAAAUGCCAGGAAUAUUCUUUUCCUCUGCUAAUACCAAUGAAUUGAAAGGAUCUGAUCACUUGCUACUAGACGACAAAACUCAGAAAAAGAAGCCAAAAGCUUUUGGAACAGACCUGAAAGCCUAUUUGAAAUCCAUGCUACCACAUUUGGAAUCUGGGAUCAAAUCUUCCAAGUCCAAAGAUAUACUUUCUGUAACAGAAGUAAUACAGUGGUCUCAGUCUCUGGAGAAACUUCUCACCAACCAGACUGGGCUGGCUGUCUUUGGUAACUUUCUGAAGUCAGAGUUCAGUGAAGAGAAUAUUGAGUUUUGGCUGGCUUGUGAAGAUUACAAACGAACAGAGUCUGAUCACUUGCAUUGCAAGGCUGAAAAGAUUUACAAGGCAUUUGUUCAAUCAGAUGCCACGAAACAAAUCAAUAUUGAUUUUCAUACUCGUGAAUCUACAGCUAAGAAGAUUCAAGUUCCGACACCCACAAGUUUUGAUGAAGCCCAGAAAGUUAUAUAUACACUUAUGGAGAGGGACUCCUAUCCCCGGUUCCUUAAAUCAGAAGUUUACUUAAAACUGCUGAGUGAACUUCAGGGGAACAGCCUUAAGUGACUUGAUUCUAGAGGACCUGGGGAAUUGAAAAUGCCAUCAGAUCCAAAGGGAAUGCUCCAGUGUGUCUCCCUGUGUGAACAACAGUAACUUUGCCUUUUAGGGUGACUUGAGUAGAUUAGGGGAAGUACAAGUGACUCAGCAGGAUUAGCAGGCACGUUGCAGAGUUGCUGUCUGAAGAAGAGUAAGCCAGAUGAAAACUCAAAGAUUGAAAGGGGAAGGAGUUACAGCAGCUUCAUCACAAGAUGUAUCACAUCACAUAAGUCCUAAAAAAAAAUCCCUCAAAACAGAAGGCAGGUCAUGCUGUUUACAUAGCAACUGUUAACAAAAGACAUAAAACUAACAGCAAAAGAAAAGGCUACCAGGUCCAAUGGAAACGUAUGCAGUUGGGCAUGAUAGGGCGAAAGAUGCACAAUUCACCAAAUGUUUUUGACUGAUGUUUAAGUCCCAUUGUUAUUACAUAUGAAAGCAUCUGAAUGCCAUUAACCUGGGUGAAUAUUUUAAAACUAUUUAUAUCAUAUUAUCACUACUAUUCUUGAUGGUUUUUAUGUUUAAAAGUAAACUUUAACUAUGUGUUAAACUAUCCCAUUUAGAACAUGAAAAAGCACAUAUUUAUGAUUUAAGUUAUCUGUGUCAAUAAUAAUGUGAACUUCUAUUAAACUGUUUAUGCCACAAA
Monodelphis domestica (gray short-tailed opossum) is the source of this 1358-nucleotide messenger RNA. RefSeq names its product regulator of G protein signaling 1 (gene RGS1). The record is from RefSeq and is a predicted model, not a curated record. NCBI's taxonomy places the organism in Eukaryota, Metazoa, Chordata, Mammalia, Didelphimorphia, Didelphidae.